Molecule: messenger RNA, 2370 nt
Organism: Anolis carolinensis (green anole)
Lineage: Eukaryota; Metazoa; Chordata; Lepidosauria; Squamata; Anolidae
Gene: tmem263
Product: transmembrane protein 263
Exons: 6
Coding region: 329-703 (124 amino acids)
Source: RefSeq, a predicted model, not a curated record
CAGAGGGCGAGGUGCGUCGGGCGCCACGUCGGCAAGCCGCGGGAGGAGGCUUCGUGGACGGAGCCCUCCGAGGCCGAGAGAGUGGGAGAGAGAGAGGCACGGAGGCGCCGAGCGGAACGCAGCGCAGGAGAGGAGAGAGGCUAUUUCUGCAGGACUGUCACAGCUCUGGUGUAAAGCAGGCAUGACGGAGAAAUUUACAGUGGGAGUUGUGGAUGAAGUAACACUCGUGCGCCGUUGGUUUCCAUGGGAGACUCCAGGCCCCCUGAGAAUUUCAAUAAAUAUGCAAGCUCGAGUCCUAUUAAAAUGGCAUAGGGCAGCAGUGUAGGUGAUGGUGAACUCCCGAGAGGCAAUCAUGAACCAAACAGACAACAAUGAACAAGAAGUCCCUCCAUAUCUUAAUGAUCAGCCACCAGAUGAUUUGUUAAAAGAUCAUCCUCAGCAACAGGCUGGCAUGCUUUCUCGGGUGACGGGUGGCCUCUUCAGCAUAACAAAGGGAGCUGUGGGUGCCACAAUUGGUGGCGUAGCAUGGAUAGGAGGAAAAAGCUUUGAAGUGACCAAAACGGCAGUAACAGCUGUGCCUUCGAUGGGAGUCGGAUUGGUUAAAGGAAGUGUUUCUGCUGUCACAGGAGGCGUUACAGCUGUAGGAUCUGCAAUCUCAAGCAAAGUGCCUUUAACAGGGAAGAAAAAGGAUAAGUCUGACUAACAGAGAGACUAAAAGAGACCUGUUUGUCAAGGACAUUGCCUGCAUGGCUUUGAAAUCUGCAAACCUUUGGACUGCUACAAAGCCUCAGGUCUUGAGACACAUCUUAAGAGCUGUAUGAGUAACGUUCACAUCAAAGGGACAGAAACAGCUUUGUGUCGAAGUGUCUAAAACUUUUUUUUUUCAAGCACUCAUCUGGUGAAAUGUUACACUUGAAACACAUGUAAUCAAGUGCACGGAUCUGAAAGAUGACUCAUGUCUGAAUAAUAGUUCACUGUAGAUCUUUUUCAGUCUAGAAACUAAAAAUGUGAAAUAAAAUUGGAAAAAGCGACCAAGCAAAAGUUUAGCACUUUUGAAGGUCCUAGUGGUUCCAAUGGGAAGCAUUUGAAAUACAUGCUCGACUCAUCCUUUGAACUCUGUUGAACAUUAGAGUGCUUACUUUUUGGCUAGAUUGUACCUUUAGUAGGUAGCCUCUGCAGUACUAUAAAUAUAUUGAUGUUCUAAGUACAAGUCUUUGGCUUCUGUAUCAUCUUGAACAAGGAAUCAUUGGACUGUCUAAAAAAGGUCUUCAUAUAGCUUUGCUUUUUGAAAAUAUUUUUAUACACUUAAUUCUUUGAAUGGUGACUGCUGUCAUAAGGGAUGUGUGGUGUGUGUGAAUGUGCAUAUAUAGACCUAUAUAAACCCAAAUCAUUCAUGCCUUAUAGUGAAAAACAAUCUAUUUUUACUUAGUAAAUUCUAUAAGGAUUUUGUAAUGUCCUUCAUUUCAAUGCAGUCUAUGAAAAAGCUUUACACUUUAAAAAAAAACCUAUUGAUACUGACUGAGGAAAGACUGCUAAAUCUCAGGUGUAGCUAACUGGUACCUACAUCUCACCUGCAACAUGGAAGUCCUUUGUGCUGUUGUUUAAAGUGAAAGAGAUGUCCCAAGUUUACAGUCUGUGCUACAUCGGUUAACUUUUAGCCCUGGAAUAAAAACACUUCUUAGUGGUUUAUUCCUCUCAAAAAGAAAUUAAGAUCUGUUCCUUCAACAUAGGGCACUAAGCCAGCAACUGCUGCUCUUGCACAUCACCUGUUUCAUUGUUGGUACAGAAUAUUUAGAAACUGUGAAGUAGCAGUUGUUAAGGAACUGAACUUCUUGUCAUUUUCAGUAUGAGGACAUAAUGAACUUUCCAUAGACAUGACAGAUUUGGAAAAAAAUACAACCCAACUGAAAAUGAAGAAAAUUUAAGAUAACUAGGCAACUUGCAUAAAAUCAGUGUAACACAUACAUUUCCAGGGUUUUUUUUAGCAAGAUAUAGAGUAUAAUGUGCUCUCUUGCCCUGAAAUCCCAAUCCAUUAAUUCCAACGUAGUCCUCUGAAGUCAGAGGGGUGGACUGUGGAACAAUUGGAUUUAUCCCUUCUGAGUUUCAUUCAGAAGCUCUUCAGCAUGUUCUUGUUGACUCUGUAGCGGUUUUGUAGUCUGUAAAAGAUGGCUGAAGUUCACAUGAAUAUUCUGUAUGCAGUAUUUCUUAAAAUGUGUGUGUUGAAAUAAAAGGAAAAAUGUGAGUUUGGUCAGAUUAUGAUUCUAAACAGUAGGUCAGUGGGCGGUGUUACUUUGUAAAACUGAUGAGGAAAAUCUAUAAUUUGUCUAGAAUUAUGAGAAUUUUAUAAAUUAAACCAUCUGAUAUAACUGA